Molecule: messenger RNA, 3600 nt
Organism: Pundamilia nyererei
Lineage: Eukaryota; Metazoa; Chordata; Actinopteri; Cichliformes; Cichlidae
Gene: asb15b
Product: ankyrin repeat and SOCS box containing 15b
Exons: 14
Coding region: 73-1836 (587 amino acids)
Biological process (GO): intracellular signal transduction
Cellular component (GO): cytoplasm
Molecular function (GO): protein binding
Source: RefSeq, a predicted model, not a curated record
CACACUGCAAAACAAAAACACAACCAGGCUGUGAGCUGGAGACCUCAAGGGGACUUAUUCAGAUCAACCGAAAUGGAUGACUUUGAACAGGAGGCCAUAAAUGAAGACUUGAUUGAGUUUGCUGUUCGAGAGAGCAUUCAAGAUGCCUACAAGCUGCCAUGCUCAGUGCAAACAGAUAGGAAAAACACAAAUAGUGUGGAGUUUAUGAAGAUUAUGGCAGCCAUUCAAAAAGGUGAUGUGGAUGCGCUGCAGGAGCUGUCAGGUUGCGCGUCUGCCUUCAGAGAGAGUGACAGCAGGGGCUGGCUGCCUCUGCACGCAGCAGCUGUGCAGCUGCAGCCAGAUGUCCUCCACACAGUGCUGCAGGUGUUGGAAUCCACCGACCUGACCCUGGAGGAGCAGACGGAGGACGGUGAUACGGCUCUGACUCUGGCAGCUGAGGCCGGCCAGGUGGAAAACAUCAAGCUACUUCUGAAGCACGGAGCUUCACCGCACAACAACAACAGCAGGAAUGAAUCACCUCUGCUAAUCGCAGUGAGACAACGCUCAUACGACAUGGUUCUUUCCCUCAUCAUGGGCGGGGCCUUCGUAGAGCAGGUGUGUCUCACCAAGUGGAGGGCCAUUCACGAGGCAGCAAAGGAGGGUUGUGCAGCUAUUAUGAUGCUGUUACUCCGACAUGGAGCCAAAAUAACAAGCAGAGACGGUCAUGGCGUGACACCGCUGGGGAUCGCAGCUGAACAUGGCAACUCUGAAGUUUUAGACAUACUCAUACACCACGGUGGUGAUGUGAAUGCCCAGGCAAGCAAUGGAGACACAGUCCUGUAUGAUGCAACCGGAUCUGGAAACCUGGACUGUGUCAAGCUGCUUUUGGAGCACGGAGCCAACCCAAAUGUUGCCAGCUACGCCUGCCAGCUGCCCAUCCAUAGAGCUGCGUAUGAAGGAUACAUACUAAUCCUGAGGACUCUCAUCCCUAUCACCACAAAGAGAGCUAUUCGCCUCUCAGGCCAGAGCCCUGUCCACUCUGCUGCAGACGGGGGGCAGGUUCAGUGUCUAGAGCUGCUUAUCCAGAAGGGUUAUGAUGUCAACGCCCUGCUACAUGCACACAUCUCUGAGAACUACGGGGACCUCAGGAAGACUCCUCUCUACUUCGCUGUGUCCAACGGUGAUGUAACCUGUUCGGAGAGGUUGCUGGCGGCUGGCGCGAGAACUGACCUGGAUCCACUGCGAUGCAUACUGGUUGCUAUACGUGCUGAGAGGUUCGACUUGGUGGAGCUGUUGCUGUCCCAUGGAGCAGAGGUUAACUGUUAUUUCAGAGUGAUCAGCAACACGGUGUUCCCCACAGCACUGCAGUACUGCUUCAGAGACCAUGUCAUGCUGCGAUUGCUGCUCAACAGUGGAUAUCACGCUUACAAGUGUUUCCAGUGCGGUCAUGGUGACAGUGAAGAAUUGGAUAGUACCUGGACUGAGCUGCAUAACCAAGCCUAUCAGAUUUACAGUCAACCUAAAGUCAUCUCAUUCUGUGACUUUGUGUCAGUAUCAUGCCUUGCUCACGUUGUAGGCAAAGUGGUAAGGAUGCUACUGGACUACGUCAGCCAUGUCAGCAUUUGUUUUAAGCUCAGACAAAUCCUGCAGAGGAGGCCGGAGUGGGAUGAGAUUUCUGACAUACUGGGGAAGCCACGGUCUCUGCAGCACUUGUGUCGACUGGUAAUCAGAAGUCACAUGAGCCUCAGGACCUUGAAUGACCCUGAAACUAUGGCUGCUGGUCCCUUCCCCCCAAGGCUGAUGAGCUACCUGACCUACAGAGAGCGUGACCUGUACGGUGACCUGUUAUCUGUGUGAAACACGUUUUAUUUAUACAUGUGACUAAAGUGUGAAAACAGCCAAAGUGCUCAUUUAAUGCAAUACCUUAUUUCAGUUGUUUUUUUACAGACUGAAUUAAAAACCAAAAAAUGAAUGUCUAGUAUAUGAAAUAGAUGUCCCUCACACAAGUGUUUCAGUUCAUGCAUGAGGAGAGCUGAGCAAGUGUGACCUGGUCCUGGACCUUUGCAGGGUGACGUGUGUUAAACCUUGGAUGCACGAGUGACUGGACCCAACAUUCUUCCAUAAGUGGGUCAAAAAUGGCCUGUGUUAAUUAUGCCGCUUUUGUUAUUGUGAUUAAAAAUAAUCUUUGUGUUAUAUUUUAUACUAUAUUUUGGUUCAGACAAGAAUGAUUUGAUGUUUGAAAUAUUUUUUUCACAUUUUGAAAAUCGGAAAUGAAAAAAAAAAAUACAAACCAGCAACAGAACAAUGUCAACAUCCAUUUUGUUUGUGUGUCGGUAUGAGUGAUACUUCCUCUCUUUAUAUUAUCUUUGUCCUCCUGUCUGUAUGAAGUUUUGACCUAUUCCUGGCUGUAAUCCCUUCACACAGGUACAUUGAUUUUGUCGCACCGACUGCUGACUUUAUGAUCUUCGUUACUUGGAUCUGAAAUCUUGUUGUCUUCGAUUGGCUUUUUUUCCUGGGGCCCAGUUGUGACUUUUGUCACUGUGAUUGUGGUUUGCCGUUGGGAGCAACCUUCCAGCCGGCUUCUCAUAUGUGAUGCAGCAAGCUCCUUUGAGAGCUCGGUGAGGACGACCCGUCAUGCAGUUGCGAUGCCAGAUACCAAUGUGAAGCUGCACCACAGCACCAUGGGCCACCUCUGUGUUUUACACUGGCAGGUGUAGGUGCCAACAAACCGUAGAAUGUGAUUAAUUGUGGUUUUUUUUUAAAAUCCUUUCUGGUAUUUUCCUCUAUGCCGUACCGCUGAAUGCAAACUCUGUGCUGUAAACCUCUUUAGAAGACACUGCACAGGAGGCAACAUUAUCUGUGGUGAUGUUGCGUCUUGUCUUUUUGAACCUAGUGCAAAACUGCUGGACCGGGAUUUCCCCCAGAUUCUGAACUUCUUCCCCUGACUGUCUCCCAAUACAAACACGUCCAGUUCUUGCAUAAGGGAUGCAUGCAUCACAGACUCAGAAGAACUUUUGGCUAUGACAAGCUUGUUUGGCAUCUACUGUAGAAAUUUGAACCUCCCCCUGAACAGCACAAGCUGUUUAUCUACAGUGACACAAUCACUGUAAGUGGUAAAUGUGUGCUGCCUGCUAGUUCUUGCUGUUUAAAAUAAUCUUCUUAACGUGUUACACUCUUUGUGUUCAAUAAAAUAUAUUUUCCUGACAGUCGCAGUUGACAAUAAUCAAAGGUUCCCAUGAAAUUCCAUAGGAAAUGAUUACGGGUAAUUUUUGGCCCACUUAUGGAAGCUUGGGGUAGUAACACAAAAACUAAAACUUUGUACAUGUAUAAAAGGUAAGUUAAAAAUGUCAUUGGUGUAAUAUCAAAAACACUUUUUUAAGGAAUAGUUGGAACAUGAAAUUAUAACAACUUUUCAUUAAUUAGAUAUUGCAAGGAAAAGACCACACCAGAUCCUUUUUGACCCACUUAUGUGUCUAAGGGUUAACAAAAUCUCAAGCCCACAUGGCCAUUAAAGAGAUGACGGGUAAACCUCGCAUUAAUUGUUUCAUCCUUCUUUUUUAGUGUCUUGACAAUCUGGUGUCUUAAAAUGUAAACAUAAAAGUCAUAAUAUCAGUGAAAUAU